AAAAUCUUUUUUAUCCCUAUUUAUUCCAUUUCUUUAUCCAAAAUCCUCUUAGUAAGGAAGAACAUAGUACAAACAAGCAUACCCAAAAUGAUCUUAGUUUCAAUGACUAUGCCACUAACACCAGCAACCCAGAGAAGGCUAAAAGAACAAUUGAACUCCCACUUCUUCUUUCAGCCGCUGCCAGUAAGGCGAUCAGAGGCUGUUUUCUCCACAAAGAAGACGUCUGGAGACUGGCGAGUUGAAGUGCAAGCUUCUUUAAAAACGAAGGCAGUGAAAGGACUAACAGCAGCUGCAUUAACAGCUUCUGCGGUGAUACCAGAUAUAGCAGAAGCAGCAGGACCUGGUCUUACUCCAUCUCUCAAAAACUUCUUGCUUAGCAUAGUAGCUGCUGGAGCUGUUCUUGGUGUCCUUCUUGGUGCAGUUAUUGGAGUUGCCAAAUUUGAUCCUGUUAAGAGAAGCUGAACUAUGUAUCUCUAUAGAAUACUGAAAUUUUCUUUAAGAAUCAUGUCAAUUAGCAGUUAAUACGCUGCUUGGCUUUUAGAAAAAAAAUGUAAUAUAUGAAUGGAGGAAUGCCUCAUAAAAUGAUUAAAGAUUUAAACGAA
Messenger RNA from Jatropha curcas, 602 nucleotides. RefSeq lists its product as uncharacterized. The record is from RefSeq and is a predicted model, not a curated record. Gene Ontology annotation, biological process: photosynthesis. Lineage: Eukaryota; Viridiplantae; Streptophyta; Magnoliopsida; Malpighiales; Euphorbiaceae. Gene Ontology annotation, cellular component: photosystem II; membrane.